UGCCCGUUUUGAGACCGCUUGACCCUUUUUUUUUUCCCUAUCAUCGUCCGUCCUUUCCCUAUUUAUUUGGGCUCUUCUGCCGCGGACCCCAAAUGGGAAAGAGAUCGGGAGCGAGGAGAUCGGGAGAGAAGCCAUGGGAGUCCCAGCCUUUUAUAGAUGGCUUGCCGAUCGAUACCCUCUCGCGAUCUUGGACGUGAUCGAGGAGGAGCCCGCUGAGGGCGAGGAUGGAGUCCUCGUCCCCGUCGAUCUCAUUAAACCUAACCCUAACGGUGUCGAAUUCGACAAUCUUUAUCUCGAUAUGAAUGGCAUCAUACAUCCCUGUUUCCACCCUGAAGGAAGGCCUUUGCCUGCCACAUAUGAUGAUGUUUUCAAGUCUAUUUUUAAUUAUAUUGAUCAUCUUUUUUGGCUGGUUCGCCCUAGAAAGCUGUUGUAUAUGGCAAUAGAUGGUGUUGCACCCAGGGCUAAAAUGAAUCAGCAACGAUCUCGACGUUUUAGAGCUGCAAAAGAUGCAGCUGAUGCGGAAGCUGAAGAGCAGAGAUUGAGAAAGGAAUUUGAGGCUGAAGAAAAAAAUUUGACUCAUAACGAGAGACCUGAAACAUCUGACUCAAAUGUCAUAACACCAGGGACUCAGUUCAUGGCAGCACUUUCAGUUGCACUUCAAUAUUACUUACAAUUGAGAUUGAAUCGCACUCCUGGAUGGCAGUCUAUUAAGGUUAUCUUGUCCGAUGCAAACGUUCCUGGAGAGGGUGAACAUAAGAUCAUGUCAUACAUUCGCUUACAACGAAAUCUUCCUGGUUUUGAUCCAAACACCCACCACUGUCUUUAUGGUUUGGAUGCAGAUCUAAUUAUGCUUUCUUUGGCUACCCAUGAGGUCCACUUCUCAAUUUUACGAGAGGUGAUCUCCAUGCCAGGACAACAAGAGAAAUGCUUUCUCUGUGGUCAGAUUGGGCAUUUUGCAGCUGACUGCAAAGACAAGUCUGGUGAACAAACUUCUGAGGAUGGGAAGGCCGUGGAUGAUACCCCAAUUUACAAAAAGAAAUAUCAGUUUCUUAACAUCUGGAUUUUGCGAGAGUACUUGGAGAAUGAUUUGGAAAUACCUGAUCCUCCAUUUGAGAUAAACUUUGAACGGCUUGUGGAUGAUUUUGUCUUUCUCUGCUUCUUUGUGGGAAAUGAUUUUCUUCCCCACAUGCCAACAUUUGAAAUUCGAGAGGGUGCGAUAAACCUGCUUAUGUUUGUUUAUAAAAAGGAGUUUGCAGCAAUGGGUGGUUAUCUCACAGAUGCGGGUGAGGUUUCAUUGGAUAGGGUAGAGCAUUUCAUCCAGUCGGUUGCCAUUUAUGAAGAACAAAUUUUUCAAAAGCGUGCUCGUAUUCAGCAGGUGACUGGCUAUUCAUAUGUUGUUGGCUAUCUGAUUUUUCCCUUAUUGAUUUAUACCUGCUUCUUUGUUUCAUAAAUAUGCUUUUUCCAU
Molecule: messenger RNA, 1465 nt
Organism: Elaeis guineensis (African oil palm)
Lineage: Eukaryota; Viridiplantae; Streptophyta; Magnoliopsida; Arecales; Arecaceae
Source: RefSeq, a predicted model, not a curated record